CAGUCUGCGAAGGCAACACCCUAUCGCAGCAUCGCUAGACCUCUUCAGGUGUUUCUCCUGAGCCGCCGCGCACAGCCGAGCCAAUGGAGGGACUAUAACGCGGCGGCAUGGCGGACCGAGAGAACAGGAAAGGCACCCCGCCGGCUGGCCGCAACAUCCAGGUGAAGUCCCCGGCCGGCUUCAGGUUGACCCAUGACAUCAGCCUGGAUGAGUUUGAAGAUGACGACCUGUCGGAGAUUACAGAGAUCACAGACGAGUGCGGGAUGAGCCUCAACUGCAAUGGACCGGAUAUAAAGGGCCAUGUGAGGAGAGCGACCAAUAGCAUGUCAGGGAGGGCAGAGCUCGGCGCCGUUGGCCACCUCCAGGCAGAGAUGCUGCAUUUGGAACUCAUCGACGGCGCUGACGGUUACCGCGGUGAUAAAGAGUCCUCGAAGGCGUCCGCCAUCGCACCCCCGCCAGUCAUCAAAGACCCUGCAGCACCUGUUACCAUGGAUACCUACCGGCCCAAGAGACCAACGACCCUUAACCUCUUCCCGAUUGUGCCGCGCACACAGGACACGUUAAACAACAACUCCUUUGGGAAGAAAUACAGUUGGCAGGAGAAGGUUUCAGGCUCGUCCUCGCCUCUUAAAACAGGUGAGCUCACCCCUCCACGCGAGCACAGCUGCCUGAGCGACGAGGACAAGGUGCACGGCGGGGGAGCGCAGACCAAAGACCGCGGGACCUCCACCGACGCCCCCUGCAGACACAGCCAUACCUCUGGACACUCGCACGGCUCAUCUACGGCGGCCGCGACACGCUCCAAGCUUCAGGAGAAGCCACCCGCGCCGCCGCCACCACAGAACUACACACCAGCUCCUCUAUACCCAGCAGCGAAGGCGGAUGGAGGUGGGCACCACCGGGAGAGGAUCCGCUACCACACGGAUGUUCAUCUAGAGCCCACAGAGGAGAUCUAUCUCACUCCUGUGCAGCGUUCCGCCGACCCACUAGAACCCUCCAACGUGCAGGACCGGCCUUUCCUCUCGCAGCAGACUGAGCAGGGCCGCAUGUCCAUCAGCUCCGAUACAGAAGGCCCACCUCCGUACCAGCCCCUCCCAGACCGGACAAACCCCUCCAUCUACGAGGAGGAUGAGGUCUACGUCCCCCCACCUUCAUAUGCUUCCUGUGUAGAGUCCCUCAUCACACCACCCAGCAUGGCUCUGUCAGCUCGUUCUUCUUUAGCGCUUGACCUCAGCCUGAAGGGGGCAGGAACGGGGGCCGGGGUCAUGCUGAGAGGCGGGUCAUCGGUGGAGUACGUGGACGCCACAGAUGAAAGCUACUGUGGGGAGGAUGAGGACGUGGACAGGAUAAUAAUGGGCGGAAGGAUGAGGAUGGGGGGAGGAAAGGGGGACAGCGGUGGUGGCAAAGUCCCCGUAAGGACUUCCAUGAGCUCGGAGGCCAGCGGGCUUUCGUAUGACUCAGUCAAAUACACACUGGUGGUGGAUGAGCACGCUCAGCUCGAACUAGUCAGUCUCCGGCAGUGUUACCAAGGCUACAGUGAUGACAGCGACUCCGCCACUGUCUACGACAACUGCGUCUCUUCUCCGUACGAGUCGGCCAUCGGAGAGGAGUACGAGGAGGAAGAUGAGGAGGACGGGGACGGUACCCGGACAGGAGGCGUGAGGAGAGAGGCCACAGCUUGUCUAUCUGAAGACUCCACUCCAGAGGUCGACAUGCACUUCUCAAAGAAGUUCCUCAACGUCUUCAUGAAUGGACGCUCUAGCUCCUCCAGUCUUCAAGGUGCAGAGUCCUUUGGCUUAUACUCAUGUAUUAUAAAUGGAGAGGAGAAAGAUCAGAGCCACAGAGCCGUCUACAGGUUUGUCCCACGACAUGACGACGAGUUGGAGCUGGAGGUGGAUGAUCCACUGCUGGUGGAGGUCCAGUCCGAGGAUUACUGGUACGAGGGCUAUAACAUGCGAACCGGUGCCCGUGGGAUCUUCCCAGCUUACUACGCUAUAGAGGUGACCAAGGAUCCCGAAAGCUUCAAAGUAAAGAGCAGUGAGUGGAUGGACAGAUACCGGCUGAAGUUCCUGGGCUCGGUUCAAGUGCCCUUCCACAAAGGAAAUGACGUUCUGUGUGCAGCUAUGCAGAAGAUCGCCACCAACAGAAGGAUGACAGUCAAGUACAACCCACCUUCCUCCUGCAUCCUGGAGAUCAGCGUGAAAGGCAUCAAGCUUGCGGUUCAAGAGGAUUAUUAUGCCUGUGACAGAAGUAACGAGUGCAAUCACUUCUUCCAGUUAAAGAACGUCUCCUUCUGCGGCUAUCACCCCAAAAACAGCAAGUAUUUUGGUUUCAUUACGAAGCAUCCGGCAGACCAGAGAUUUGCCUGUCAUGUGUUCGUGUCUGAAAACUCCACCAAACCUCUUGCUGAGUCAGUAGGGAAAGCCUUCCAGCUGUACUAUAAAGAGUUUGUGGAGGUCUCAUGCCCUACAGAAGACAUCUACCUGGAAUAACCCUGCCCUGCCUUCAACCACAGCCCUGUAUAGUACACUGUAUCAUAACAUAAUGUUGCAUGAAGGACAGACAUAUCUAAAAUUAAAAAAAAAAUAAAAAAGUUAAAAAAUUAACACAUCUGACAGACAAGCAGGAAAAGAAGGAUCAAGGACUGGAACUGUGGUGAAAACUUUGUGCGUCAAAGAAGAGAUUGGAAUCAGCCAAAGGAGGAAAAUAUGCAAAAUGGAGUCAGUGAUGAGAUGAGGUGAUCACAGGCUGUCAUCAGAAAGCACAAACGUUGUAUCACCGCAGCCUUGGCACGGGGCUAGUGAGCCUGUAGCGUCGCCUCAGCGGGUUCAAAGAAGAAGGCCCGGGACCUGUAUUGAAACUGCACCAGCUUGUACUUGCACUUGACGAAACGAAAACAGCAGCGAGAUCUGGAAAUACUGGCUCUGACCUUAAAUACACAAGGGCAUGAGUGACGUGUAUUUUUACUAAACAAUACCCUCACACCCACAUGUACCAUGGAAUUGAGUGUUCCAGGAAGGAGUAGGACUUUUUAUUCUAGCACACUUGAUAGGAAUAUAAUAUCCACAUACACAAAAAAACAAAACACUGUUGUGCAACCAGCUACAAGUGAUGUGCUUUGCAUUUUAGGUUUGGUUUCCUUGUUGUCAACAGUUUUAUCAGCAAUUUGACAGCAGGAAAUGUACUGUAGGCAUGUGGAACAUCAACAGAAAAGGUGGAGCUCAGAGUGCAGUACAGUAGCUUAAUGCUGGCGUUUGCCACUGUGGGGCCACACCCAGUGGUUAGGAAGGGUGCAGUUGUAUGUAUUUCCGAGGAAAAGGCGGACUGUAUUCAACAAGUUGGGGUAGACCCAACCCUAAAAUGCACUUACCAUCACUUGUCCAUGAUUAAAAAAAGACAGUGUGAGGGUGUACGAGUGUGGAUUUCUUCCUUUUCAACUUUUUAGCAGCUUCAAUUAGGACUGUAGUGCGAAGCUAAACAGCCCCCCACCAUUUUCCCUAUAAAGCCUUAGUCCUUAACUCCUCGUCUAAUGCAAGACACACUGCGCUUCUUUACCGUGUGUUCUAGCUACGUAUGAAAUCAGUGAUGUUUAACACCAGGAAAACAACAAAAAAACAACAACAAACAUCAGACUUAGGCUCGCUGGUGGUACAAGACGAGGUCCGACAUACAGAAAUCUCCUUCGUGAUGUGUUCUAGAAACUUGUGGUUUCCUCAUCAGAAUUAUGAAAUGCUCUCAGUGUGGGCGGCGAUGAGAUCGUAAGGCUGAUCCUCAGUGCAGGUGCUGACAGGGGAGCUAAAAAGCAAAACUCUGGUGUCUUCAUAUCUUCACUAGUAGUGCCUCUUUUUCAUCGGAUCAUUGUGACCUUCCUCAAAGAAUCAUUGUGACAACAUUUUAAGGGAUUGCCAUUGAGUGUGUGUUUAAGAGUUUGAAUGCAAAUAUGAUGUAGGAGUAUGCUUGAUUAUUAUUUUUCUACUGCAUUAAAUGUGCUGUGCUGUACCUGUGCUGGCACAGGUCAUAUUUGCUACAGAGCAUGAAGGGUACAGUGAAAUUAUGAAAAAACACCCCCCUCUGACAAACAGCCACAUGCUAGAAAAGAAAGAGUUAUACGUCUCUUAUGUAAGCAGACAUUCUCCUGUUCCAGUUUAUGUGCUUUCAGCUUUAAAGGUCCCACAUUGUACAAAGUUAGAUAAAAAAAAAAUUAUUAUUAUGAAGCCAGUUUAGGUCCUAUAUAAA
Messenger RNA from Larimichthys crocea (large yellow croaker), 4236 nucleotides. RefSeq names its product mitogen-activated protein kinase 8 interacting protein 1b (gene mapk8ip1b). The record is from RefSeq and is a predicted model, not a curated record. Gene Ontology annotation, cellular component: cytoplasm. Gene Ontology annotation, biological process: JNK cascade; regulation of JNK cascade. Bases 108 to 2492 code for a protein of 794 amino acids. The transcript has 12 exons. NCBI's taxonomy places the organism in Eukaryota, Metazoa, Chordata, Actinopteri, Sciaenidae. Gene Ontology annotation, molecular function: JUN kinase binding; MAP kinase scaffold activity.